This is a messenger RNA of Terrapene triunguis (Three-toed box turtle), 419 nucleotides long. Its product is annotated as ATP-binding cassette sub-family D member 1-like. Lineage: Eukaryota; Metazoa; Chordata; Testudines; Emydidae. The transcript is spliced from 3 exons. The record is from RefSeq and is a predicted model, not a curated record. Gene Ontology annotation, molecular function: ATP hydrolysis activity; long-chain fatty acid transmembrane transporter activity; ATP binding. The annotation marks the transcript as partial. Gene Ontology annotation, biological process: fatty acid beta-oxidation; very long-chain fatty acid catabolic process; peroxisome organization. Gene Ontology annotation, cellular component: peroxisomal membrane.
GCCGGGUCGUGGACGUGGAAAAUGGAAUCAUCUGUGAAAACAUCCCGAUUAUCACCCCCACCGGGGACGUGGUGGUGGCCAGCCUGAACCUCAGGGUGGACGGGGACAUGCAUCUUCUCAUCACCGGCCCCAAUGGCUGCGGGAAGAGCUCCCUGUUCCGGAUCCUCGGGGGCCUCUGGCCGGCCUACGGGGGGGUCCUCUACAAACCGCCCCCCCAGCGCAUGUUCUACGUCCCCCAGAGGCCCUACAUGUCGGUGGGCUCCCUGCGGGACCAGGUGAUCUACCCCGACACCGCCCGGGACAUGGCGCGGAAGGGGCUGACGGACGCCCACCUGGAGCAGAUCCUCAGCAUCGUCAGCCUCAACUACAUCGUCCAGCGGGAGGGAGGUAGGGGGGAUGGGGCACAGUUGGGGGAUGGG